Uncinocarpus reesii 1704 is the source of this 993-nucleotide messenger RNA. RefSeq lists its product as uncharacterized. The record is from RefSeq and is a predicted model, not a curated record. The coding region runs from base 1 to 993 and encodes 330 amino acids. NCBI's taxonomy places the organism in Eukaryota, Fungi, Ascomycota, Eurotiomycetes, Onygenales, Onygenaceae. The transcript has a single exon.
AUGACAAUCUCGGGCACCCGCGGAUUAAGGAGGAACGAGAAAGAGGUAAUAGAAACCGCGAUAUCUCCCAGCUACCUUCGAGGCCGCGCCUGUCGCAUCUUCGCUUCAUCUUUACGGGGCAGACGCUUGGUUUCCGUCUAUUUUGAUUCCCGUCAGCCCUUAACUCGGUACGCGAUGAAAUCUGCGUCUCUCCUGUUUAUCCUCUGCCUGGUGACGGGUGCGCUCGCGGAGGAGUUUGCGCCUAAGUUUCCGAGUGCUCGUGGUGCCUGCGAGGUGGCGUGGCAACUCUUCGCUAUUCAUGCCGAUACACUGGCAGCCUCCCGAACUAAGACGAAACCGAAGUUCAUUCAAUGGUAUUUUGGAGAUAGGACGAACUUCAACGAAGUGACGCGGUUUCUGCACCCGCAUGACACAGAGCUUCCCAAUAUCUUCCCGUCCGGACAGAAGCUUGAUGCCCCCCUCGAUACAAUACUCCAACAAUUGAUCGAUGCGAGAGCAACCGGGCCCUUAUUUUAUGGGCGAGUAUUUCCGGGGGUUUCACAUCCAGAAUUUCUGCGAGCCUUUUCAACGUCCAUACACGAUGUUGCACAGAAGUUAGAUCUUUCUGACAAAGUUGAGAAACAUUUGCACGAUAACUUGCAUGGGUCUUUAAAGGGGAUUGUGGAUGCGCGAAAAGCCGACUCUGACUAUUACCUUAGAAGGGAACUGCACGGGGCGGCGAAAGAACAUGGCAAGGAUAUAGAUCUUAAGCUGAAAGAGUUCAAGCUCGCCGACGAAACUCUUUCUACGCUCGAUUGGGACGCAACAUUGAGGGGAUACAAAAAAGAAAAUGAACUGGACGAGACGGGUAAAUGGUUGGAGGAGCAGUAUAAUAAGUACCUAACGACCGGGAGCCCGUACGAGCUAUCGAUGCGGGUCGGUCAUUUGAAGUCGAUUCAGGAUUUCAAAGAAGCCCUGGAUAUCCAGAUGGGGGUUGGUUGCUCGAGGAAAUGA